This is a messenger RNA of Coregonus sp. 'balchen', 7290 nucleotides long. The record is from the annotation of a GenBank genome assembly. NCBI's taxonomy places the organism in Eukaryota, Metazoa, Chordata, Actinopteri, Salmoniformes, Salmonidae.
AUGAGUUGGGUGGCUCUGUACGCCCAGCUGGGCGGGGUGAACAAACACUCCACCAGCCUGGGGAAGAUCUGGCUGUCUGUUCUCUUCCUCUUCCGUAUCACCAUCCUGGUACUGGCUGCAGAGAGCGUGUGGGGAGACGAGCAGGCUGGCUUCACCUGCAACACCCAGCAGCCUGGCUGCAAGAACGUCUGCUACGACCACUUCUUCCCAGUGUCACACAUCCGCCUCUGGUGCCUACAGCUGAUCUUCGUGUCCACGCCGGCCCUGCUGGUGGCCAUGCAUGUGGCUUACAGGAAGAGUGGGGACAAGAGGCAAAUCAUCGCCACGGCCUCACGAAGUGGUGGUGAUGACAAGACCAGGCAGGUGGACCUGGAGACCCUAAAGAGGAGGCGUCUGCCCAUCACUGGGCCUCUGUGGUGGACCUACACCUGCAGCCUGUUCUUCCGCCUCAUCUUUGAGGCUGGCUUCAUGUACGCACUCUACUUUGUCUACGACGGCUUCCAGAUGCCUCGUCUGGUGAAGUGUGAGCAAUGGCCCUGCCCCAAUAAGGUGGACUGCUUCAUUUCACGACCCACGGAGAAGACCAUAUUCACCAUCUUCAUGGUGGUCUCAUCGUCUGUCUGCAUGGUGCUCAACGUUGCCGAGCUGGCCUACCUCAUCGCCAAGGCCCUGAUGAGGUGCUCCGCCAGGAUGUCCAAGAAGAACCGUGCCUACGCUCACCCUGAUCACGUGACCCUGGACAAGUCUCUACUACAGAAUAAAAAGAAUGAGAUUCUGCUGUCCUCUGUUUCCGAUUCCUCCAGCAACAAGACUGUGUGAGGACAGCACAGUGCCUGUUCUUCUCCAUUAGAGACUGCAGAGAACUAGGGAGUAGAAAUCUAUCAAUAUUUUGUUACCAUGAGAUGAGACCAUACUUUUAUUCUGGAAUGCAUGUAGCAGCUGAGGACCAGCCUAAUCCUGAGUCUGUUGAUGUAGAGGAUAUUUCUCUCUGUGCCCUACACUACUUUUAGAGUUGUAAAAGUUUAAUGUGUUAGAAUUGAUGUAUUAUUGUUAUUGAUAUCAAUUUUUUUUUUUUUUUACAUUUUAGCAGACACUCUUAUCCAGAGCGACUUACAGUUAGUGAGUGCAUACAUUAUUAUUAUUUAUUUUCUAUUUUUAUUUUUUUCAUACCCCCCGUGGGAAUUGAACCCACAACCCUGGCCUUGCAAACGCCAUGCUCUACCAACUGAGCUACAUCUCCUGCCGGCCAUUCCCUCCCCUACCCUAGACGACGCUGGGCCAAUUGUGCGCCGCCACUUUUGUCUCCCGGUCGCGGCCGGCCAAGACAGAGCCUGUAUUCGAACCAGGAUCUCUAGUGGCACAGCUAGCACUGCGAUGCAGUGCCUUAGACCACUGCCACUCGGGAGGCCGAAUUUAAGGUGCUUGUAUGUUUGCGCUGUAUGUCUGUUCAGGGAGUGGGAAGUUGACCAGAAGGGAAAAAUGGGCCUAGAGUACCACCUUCUGGUUUACAAUGAGUUUGCAGGAGUUUGAUGUUUUUAUUGUGGAGAGCAACCAGAAUUGGUUUACAUUACUUGUUCAGCUUUUGUGGGAGACUUUACCAAAGCAGAAACUCACAAAUGUGCAGUAUAGCUCCAAGUUCUAAUUGAGGCUCACCUGUACACAUCGCUGCCUGCAUUCUAACAGCGACCAGUGACAUUUCUCGAGUACUAAAGCAAUUUUAAAAUGCAGUGCCUUGAGAGUCACUAUCAGCAGUGUCAAAUAGUGUAUAUGUAAUACAUGAUGCUGUAUAUUGAGCACAAUGUUUUCAGGAAAGAUGGCUGAUGCAGUUGAACAUUCUGGGCAGGUUUCCUGGACCCAGAUGAAGCCUAUUCCUGGACUAGAAAGCAUGCUCAAUUAGGAAUAUCCAUUGGAAAGUGCUUUUUGGUCCAAGAGUAGUCUUAAGCUGGGUCCUGGAAACUGGCCCUCUGAGCAUUAUGCCAACUGUGACAGACACGGCCUAUUGUUGUCAAGACUGGUGGUAAACCUGGCUACAGAGCCUAAAAAGGUGUAUCGUCUUUCAGCUUGUUCCAUAUUUUAGCCACUGAACUAAUCACUGCACCUCUUUCAACGUGAGUAAGCAGGCUGAUCUACAGGCAAAAAUGGCUUAAUGUGCUCUGUCCAAAAAUACAUGUAGAGGUUGGACCACCAUAACUUGUAUCACUGUAGUGACAAUCUGACUGUUACCUGUGAAGAGGUAAGGACUUUCCCUCGAUCUUCAGUUGUAGAGGCGCUAUUUGUAUUUUUAUAUUGUGAUUAUUUCUGUUUUUAUUUUGUGACUGUUUGGAGGAAAUGCCAAAGGAGUUAGGACAUAUCUAUUAGCUUUCUAACUUAAUGUUUUUUGAAAAAUGAAGGAUGUUUGAUUUGUAUUUUUGUAUUAAAUAUCUGCACUUUGACCCCCAGUCUUGAGACUGUUUAAUAAUAAAAAAAGAAAGAUACUUAUUGCUUUCAUACUAUUGGACUAUUGGUUGUAAUAACAAUGAUUGAUUGCAUGUGCAUCAACCUCAGUCACUGGGAUGCACUUCUCUGGACAACCAAGAGAGGGCAGGAGGUUAUAGAAAUGGGUUUUGGGGUGGAUGACUUGAUUUGCAGUCUAACUUUUGAAAGCCAUAUAUGACAAGUAAGUUCAUUGUAUUAUAGUGAGGUGUAGAAUCAUAAAUACCUAAAUCACAUCAAUCUUUUAUUUGACAGGCCUAUGUUCUCUCCAGCAUUCCAAAUGAACUAUUUCUCACAGGUGGGUUACUGUAUAGGCCUACUGUAUUGUCAAAAUGGCCAAAUUCAGCCACUAUAGUAGGCCAAAGGUCAGAUGUAAAAGAAUGAACGCAGAACCCACUUUUCCAGGAUGACAUACACCCCCAGACUGCAUAGCCUAGUUGAAACUUGACUGAUUCGUUUUUAAAAAAAAGUUUACAGGGGCGUGGCGUGCAUUGGUCCAUGGUGAUGACUUUCUGAAUUCACUCAUGCAUGGUCACACAAUGUGACAGUCGCGAUGGCUGGGAACCGGAGGGAGCUGCGCUUCGCGGACACCCAUCUCCAAGUUAAAUUCGUCUCGAAAAGCUAACUUUUCUUGCGCAAGUUUGGCGGCGAAUCCACGUGUAAAGAAGUUUGUGCAUGAUUAUCUUGGCCUGGCUGCGUUUAAAAGAGUUUGGUAAGCUGGCAGGGCUGGCAGAAUUUGGGGACAGGGGAGAGGGGAGGGCACCAGCUUCCUUGGGAGGUCUGUAGGCUAUCCAACGCACUCAAAAUAUGGCACCAAUGGCACACGGAUAUUGCUUUCGAUAUUUAAGUUGGGCUUCCUCAGUUUAAGGUAUGAUUGAAAUUAGGUGUGAAUAUCUUUCCCGGCACUGUCGUCCUAGACCGUGAUGCUGGUAACUCAAUAUCAAUGCACAUUUUAUUUAAUGACAAUUUCAAUGUUGAGUGGGCCUAUUUAAUUCUUAUAAAUUACAGUAGUAACCGUCUAUUAUAAUCAGGUUUACAUUAUAGGAUAACAAAGGGAUGCUUAAAAAGAGCCAGUGGACACAAAGCCUAUCUGGCAUCCUCUGUGUUGUCGGCUUGUGUGAGGCAGCACACAUUGUAGGUUACUGCAGGCUAUCUGAACUUGAUCAAAUUAAUCAAUAUGACUUAUUUAAUGUAAAACAAACCUUUAUAAAACAUCUGAUAUUCAAUGUAUUCGAUUUGUAUAAACUGAUUAGACAUUUUCUGGACUGAUACACGUGUUUAGACAAAAAAAAAAGAUCAUGCAGCGUUCCAACCUUAUCAGAUAUGGUAUUCUAAUAAUGUAGUCCUUAUACUAGCCUAAUAAUAGCAGUGAUAAUGCAAAUACAUUAAACAUAUACAUUUUAAAGCAUUCUGUAUUAUUUUAUACAGUCAUUUAUGUAUCCCAUAGCCCAGAUGACUUCAAUAGUUAGUUAGUAUUUCCCUUGAUCAGCACUUCCAAUUCUGAUGAGACCAGCAUUAAUUUGGGGUGGGUCAUCAUCAGGUCCAUCGAACAACACUUUUGGUAUCGAUUUAUCUGAAGUUGUAGCCCUUUUAAUAUGUGUAGGUCUAUAAUGUUAGCGCUUCUUAAUAUAUAUUUCAUAUGUAUUUGCUGUGAACUAUAUAGGCCUAUAUAUAUAUAUUUUAUUUUUUAUUUUUUUUAACAAUAUUUUAAUAAGGAUACAAACUAUGGGGUGGCCUAUUGAUAAGGAGAGAGAAAUAGGUGAACAUUUUUAUUUGCAUAUAAAUUAUUUGUCACAAUGCCUGUCUUUCCAAUCUAAUUAACAUCCUAAUUCAUGACGCCAUACUAGUUAUGAAUCAGAUUAUGGUAAUGUAACUUCAAUAAGAGUGAAAAAAUACUAGUAAACCAAAGAAUACCCAUCAUUAAACAAAAUAAUAUUUUUAUGUGCCAGUCUGCUUAAAUCUAAGUGAAUAGGAUUCUUUUUAGUUUGGGUUUGAUGGAAAUACAUUAAUGGACGAAUAUGUUAAUUAAUGUAUCAUUUUUUUCGUUACAGGUGUCAUAUAUAUUCUGAACCCUAGUCGAUGGAUUUAUUACCCUCAAUACAAAAACAUUUGAGUAAGUUCCAACUAUUUUAUGUUUCUGCUUGUGUUUUGCUUUUGGUGUGAAUAGUAUAUUGAUAGGCAUCUAUCUACUGGCAAAUUCAUGUGAACAACGCUAACCAAGCGCUAUAUAUCGAUAACAAGGGGCAGGAGGCCUAUUUGUCUUCAUGCUCCUGUAUUCAACAGUGUUUCGUGUGACUAGGGCUGGCGAAUGUUGUGCAAUGCCUUAGUUUCAAACAUAUAUUCAGAGGUUAGUUAAAAAUCUUUCUAAAAGCUUGUUUUUGACCAUCACAUAUGGGAAAGUGUCAUCUGAUAAUUCUGUUUGGUUUAACUUAUGCCGCAUGACAGGAUACAUUAUUGCAUAGUUAAUAGCUUAGUCAAUGCAUGUAAUUGUGAGUAUGGUGUAUUUGCAUUUAUAGGCUGCAAUUUCUGAUACAAAUGACCAUUCAAUUGCCAUUAAAAGAGCACACAUUUUUCAGACUCAAACAUCAAAUGGCCUCUGCAUUGGUUAUUUUUCUCUCAUCCUUUUUUAACAAGUGAGUUACAGAUGUAUUAGAUUUAGCUAAUUAAUAAUUAAUAAUGAUCAUAAUGUUAAAGAGGCCUAUAGCUGCCUCCGUUCUCAAUGUAAAAGUCAUUCUGUACAUCAUAGGAUAUAAAAGGCUAUUAGAUGUUGAAGAUCGUAUGUUAUAUCUUUGGACUUGACCCCUAUGGCUCUGUUGGAUCUGUAACAGUGGGAGUUGUGUGUGUCAGAGCCUACACACCGCAGCCCAACCUCUGCUUGCUGCUGUUUUUGAACAUUAUAAUGUUGAUCUCAGCACAUGCCAUCUGGGCAGUGGAGCGAGCAGGUGAGAGAGCGAGAAAGAGAGAGAGUGUAUGGGAGUGCAUGUGUGUGUGAGUGUGUGUGUUUGACAGUAACUGAGAGAAAGAGUGGGAGAGAGAGAGAACAGGAGAGUGAAAGUGUUAGCAUAAAUGUCAGGUUCAUAGUUCUAAGCUAAAUAGUGAAAUAGGGGGCUUCACAAAAUUAUAUGGCAUUACAGAACAUUUCUAUACCGUUCACUUCCUUUGACCAAUUGAGACAAUUGAUUCAGCGGUUUACGUCAAUUACUUUUUCAAGGCCAUUUUAUGGAAUUCAUUUUAAUAAGUGCUUAAUGUGUUGUGCCAAUGUGAAGUGUGAUUAACCCUUUGUAUGUUUGUGGGUGACAAGAACUCUGCUUUCUCGCUCUAGGUGUGUAGUGCUUCUCUGUCCAUGUUUUUUUCGACUGCUGUUUAUACUUUAUGUUACACAGCAUCACUUUGACAGGUUUCCUGACAAUCUCUUUUUCCCCUCCUCCCUCUCUCCUCCCUCUGUACACUCCAGACUGUACUUUCUCCCUAGGCUAGAAAUCUUGAAGCAUGGGUGACUGGAGCUUUCUGGGGCGUCUGUUGGAGAAUGCACAGGAACACUCGACAGUAAUCGGCAAGGUCUGGCUGACUGUCCUCUUCAUCUUCAGGAUCCUGGUGCUGGGAGCGGCAGCCGAGGAUGUGUGGGGCGAUGAGCAGUCUGACUUCACCUGCAACACACAGCAGCCUGGCUGUGAGAACGUCUGCUAUGAUGAGGCUUUCCCCAUCUCACACAUUCGCUUCUGGGUGCUGCAGAUCAUCUUUGUGUCCACGCCAACACUCAUCUACCUGGGUCACGUACUGCACAUCGUCCGCAUGGAGGAGAAGCGGAAAGAGAAGGAGGAGGAGCUGCGAAAGGCCAUCAGACUCCAGGAGGAGAAAGAACUCCUUUACAACGGCGAAGGGGAUGCAGGUGGAGGAAGAGGAGGACGACGAGGAGGUGGUAAAAAGGAGAAGCCACCUAUCAGGGAUGAGCAUGGGAAGAUCCGCAUUAGGGGUGCCCUGCUGCGCACCUAUGUGUUCAACAUCAUAUUCAAGACCCUGUUUGAAGUGGGGUUCAUUUUAGGUCAAUAUUUUCUCUAUGGCUUCCAGCUGAGGCCGCUAUACAAGUGUGCACGGUGGCCCUGCCCCAACACUGUGGACUGCUUCAUAUCUAGGCCCACUGAAAAGUCAAUUUUCAUCAUAUUUAUGCUUGUGGUGGCUUGCUUGUCUCUUUUGCUGAAUUUGUUAGAGAUCUAUCACCUUGGGUGGAAGAAAGUUAAACAGGGAAUGGUCACCCCUGAUCAUGCAUUGCUGCCUCGCUCUGAUGGUGUGGGGCCUGAGUCCAUGACUUCAGCCUCCAGAACUGCCCUUCCCAACCUCAGCUACCCACCGAUGUACACGGACGUGACGGCUGGGAGCGGUGCGUUCCUGCCGCCCAUGGCAGAAGCCUCCCUGGCAGAGUUCAAGAUGGACCCACUGCAGGAGGAGCCCUCAUCCUCCUACUACAUGAGCAGCAACAACAACCACAGGCUGACCACUCAGCAGAACUGGGCCAACAUGGCCACCGAGGAGCAGACUCGGGAGAUGAAGGCCACCUCCUCCUCCUCCUCUCCCUCCUCAUCCUCCUCCUCCUCUGAUAGUGAGCAGCAGCCUCGUGACGCUGCUCCCCCCACCACCACCAGCAGCCCCAGCUCCAGUGGGGGCAGUUUGAGUGGGGGAAAUGUUGAUCAGGAGGGAGGCCACGUCACCACCACAGUGGAAAUGCACGAGCCCCCCGUUAUGGUCACAGACCCUCGCCGGCUCAGCAGGGCCAGCAAGAGCAGCAGCAUCAGAGCCAGGCCCAACGACUUGGCAGUAUAG